Molecule: messenger RNA, 2083 nt
Organism: Amaranthus tricolor (Joseph's coat)
Lineage: Eukaryota; Viridiplantae; Streptophyta; Magnoliopsida; Caryophyllales; Amaranthaceae
Exons: 3
Coding region: 425-1252 (275 amino acids)
Source: RefSeq, a predicted model, not a curated record
CUUCAACCCAAUCCACCUUCACACUAAAAAAUCCCAACAAAAAAUAUUCCAUCUUUACACUAAAAAUCCCCCCCCAAAAAAAAAGGUUUUGAUGCUUAUUGCUAUCAUAGGGAAGAGGGACUACUAAAUGAUUUGACCAUAAUUUAAAGCGGUCCCCUUGUCUUCUCUUCUUCCAGAUGUACAAUUUCUUGAUUACUUCUGCUCAGUUUUAACACGCACAUAUAUAAUUCACUAACAAAUAAUUAUAUUGAAUUUCCUUUGCCUUUUUUGAGAGGGGUCGAUUUGCCUUUAGGAUCAUCAUCAUUCAUUACAUUAAUCAUCAUCUAAUCUUCCUCGAUCUUCUACUUUCUACUUUGUGUAUGGUACCCAGAUAAAAAAAAAAAAAUCUAUACAAAUAUAGGGGAAAACUGAGAUUUGUGAAGAUAUGGGAUCUUUUAAAGGUCAUGUAGUUCCAGGGACAUUGUUUUUGCUGGUGGGUUUAUGGCAUAUAUGGUGCAGUGUGUACAGAUAUGUAACAAGUCCGAAAACGUUUCGGAUUCGGGUUUGGAAUCCGGUACCGGGUUUUGAAGGGAGGCUUAAGUACUUGGAAUUGUAUAUGGUGGUGACUGGUGCUUUUAUUGAUUUGUGCAUAGAGCUUGUUUAUGCACCUCACCUCAAGUAUUUUGUUGAUGGAGUGUUGAAUCCUGGACAUAUGAAUAAUUUUGAGCAUUCUGGGAUGCUUAUCAUGUUCUUUAUCUUUGGCCUCAUUGCUCUUAUAUCGGUUAAAACUAGUGUUCUUCCCUUACCAGAUGGAGUGCUUUGUUUGAUUGCCGCAACAGCAUUCUCAUCGGAGUACCUUUUAUUUUACUUCCAUUCGACGAAUCACAAAGGCCUGGAAGGCUACUAUCACUACAUCCUGGUUCUUCUAAUAGGCUUGUGUGUUUUAACUAGUGUUGCUGGAGCAUUGGUCCCGUCUAGUUUCCCUCUUGAUUUAUCCAACAGUAUCGCCAUAACUCUCCAAGGCCUUUGGUUCUAUCAGACCGCUUUCACUCUUUAUGGCCCCAUGAUGCCCAAUGGCUGUCAACUUAAAGGAGAUGACAUUGUUUGUCACUCGGCCGACAGUCAAAUCAGAGGGGAAUUGUUUGCGAACUUUCAGUUAUUUUCGAUGGUUGUUGGUAUUUUUGUUCUAAUUUCUGUAUCGUAUAGUUUCAUCGAUUCACGAUAUAGCAGCUCCAUUCAGGUGAGCUCUUUGACAGAUGAUGGUGAUCUGUAGAUAUUUACGCUUUGGUUAUACAUUUGAUUCGUUGUAAAACUAGCUUUUUCCCGUUUAGCCAAAUUGUCGAAGUACUGUGAAGUUGAAGGCAGCACUUACUGCGAGUUGAGUCGGAAACAAGACAAUUAAAGCAUGAAGUGAGCAGUUUGUGCAGCCAUCUUUUUAAUUUUGUUUUCAUUAUGAUUUGAUAAGGCUAGAGAAUUCCGUAUAACAACCUUAAUUAUGCAUUAUUCAUUGAUUUUUGUAUAUGUGAGUGACUGAUUCUUUUGUUAUUCAGUAGAAGCAAACAUUUUUGUGUUAAACGAUAAUUUACAUCGAAAUCGAGCAUGUUUUACUACCCUCUCUUCACUUUAUCUUAAAUAAUUGUAUCGGAUUAUUAAAUCUCUCUUUUAGAGCCAAUACUAAUCCCUUUGAAUAUUCCGGAGUGUCAUUGUUAGCACAUCAUACACGUUGGUUAGAAUCAGUCUUUUAGUGAGACGGCCUCAAAACAAAAGUUUAUAUUCUCAUAAUUUGUCGUAAUUGGGGCUAAUUAACCUUAUUAUAUAUGGGACAUAUCUUACAAUGAAACCGUCUCAUACAACAAUUCAGGUUGAUUACAAGUGUUUGAGGAGAGCCAAUUCCUUCUGGUUAAUCUGCCCAACUCCCCACAGGUGAUAAACAUGCUACGAAUAUGUUCAAAUUACUAGAAAACAAAAUCAGAAAUUUGAGUAAUCCUCCCUUUGAGUUUACAAUAAUAAACAAAAGUUACUUAAAACAAGAGGAUCAAAGUAUAGGAAUUUGAGUAAUCCUCCCCACACAAAGUUCAGAAAUGGUGAUUGGUGCCCUAGCGGA